UUGAUUGGAAAGAUAAUUCAGAAAACAACAUCGGAUUGUAAAGGAACAUCAAGAACUGGGAAGGAUGCAAUUAAUGUGGAACAUCACGGCAGAGGGUGAUUUCGAAUACAAUAUAUUUUGUUUAAACGAUGAACUCAUUUCAGAAAUCCAAAACUUCAAAUAAAAAAGGAAGAAAAGGAUUACUGUAUCUACAUUACAGUACUUAUUUCAAUAAAUUUCACAAAUGUUGAUCUCUUGAAGCUUCGGAAGGCUAACACCCGAAUUUGAUUGCCAAGUCAGGACAAAAUUCAAUCCAUGUGGAACUUCAGAUUGAAGGUAUAUUUUCAAUGUUCAUUACAGAAAUUACUCUGAAACUGCAAUAUUUUAGAAACAUAUUUGACCCAACAAGACAAUGAAAAACUCAAAUAUGAAUUCGGAAAUAUUGUUGGAACUUCGCAUCAAACCGAGAAAGCAGUAACGAAUAACGUCUAUAAAAAUGAGCAAAGGUUAGUUUUUUAUCAAUUUUUUCUUGGAUAACACAUAACCAUUGUGGUUUUUUUCCAACAUAAAAACGAAUUUCACCCUGUCAAAAACAUUCUGGGUCAACCAAUUCAUUUUGCAGAUAUAGUUACUGUAUCUACACUACAGUACUAUCAACAUACAACUGUCAAUUUAUCGAAAUCAUGGAUUUCAUCCAGAACUUUUUCGUUUUGUGUAUGAGUGAAAUAAGAUUUUUUCAAAAUUUUUGAAUAGAAUAAAUUUUUAUCGAUAAUUUACUGUUUUUUUUUGUUUCAGAAUGAUAUUAUAGUCGAAAAUUAGAAUAAAAAAUGUAUGAAUUUCAGAAAAUUUCGAAACUUCUGAAGUUAUAGCUCGAUACUUUGAUGACCUUGAAGCUAAGUGAAUUUAAAUUAAACAUUGCAGAUGUUUUUUCCUGAUUUUCAGAGCACGUUGCGGUGCAUUUUUUUGAUGUAAAAAUUUAGUGAACUGGUUACACCUUACCUUCAAAAUUGUAUUCCAAGUAGCAAAAACUAAUGAAAUGUUCCAUAAUUUUGACUAUCAUCCAAUAUAAAUUGUUCAACUUUACCACAUUUUCCUAAAUUUUCAAGAUUCACCAAGAUAAUCAAAAUAUUCACAAAAAUAAAAUAUUUAUUAGUUGAAAACGUAUCAAAACAAAGAUCGAGGUCUUUUGAAAAAUAACUUCGAGUGCGGUUGAUCUCUUCCUCGGAUUUACUCGAAUUCGUUACGUGGCGCGUCGCAAAUGGAUUAAUGGUGCUGCCCAUUCGGUUCGGUGCAAUAUCUGCAUGGUUUUGAUUUGCAUUUCGUAUGCUUAUUGUUAGGUAGGCAACAUAUCAAACAUCGGUUCAUUUUCUUCAAGUCCAUUUCCCUUUGAUAAGGGUUGCUGACCCUUCAGCACUCAUCCGAAAAAUGCUUUUCUCUACUGGUUUACUCCUGUUCUUCCGCCUACUAUUUGGAUUGUUUAGUAUAUAUAAUUGAGUUACUCAUAUUAUUGAGUUUUGUAAUGGUCGAAAAACAUAUCAAAAUAACACGCCCAUGUAAAUCCUAGUGAUGUUGAGAUCUGCUCAAUUUAAAUUCAUUGUAGAAGUACUGUAAUUUAGAUACAGUAAUGACCUGAAAAAUAAUUGUCAAGAUAUUAUAUUUUUUGAAAAAUAAAAGAACUAACCUUUUUCCAAAAUAAUUUUCAUGAAAAAAUUUCAAUCAUCAUAAAAUUGUUGUCAAUUUCCAUAUUUUGCAUGGCCACAUUUCAGCAUAUAUUCAACAUUAAUUUAUUGUAGAAGUACUGUAGUUUAGAUACAGUAAUUUCCUGGAAAAAUAUCAAUAAUAUAAUUGAGAUAGGAAAGUAGACAAAAUGACAAAAUUCAAAAAAAGAAAAAAAGUUUAGAAAAAAAUCAAAUUUAUUGAUUUUUUUUUGGUGGCGCCCAUUUCGUCGCACCACCACUCCUAUAACAAACAAUGUUCCUUUAAUAUUCUUUUUCUCUGUGUUUGUUGCAUUCGAAAGUUUUCUACUUCUGAUUAAUAAAAAAUGGCCUAAAUUCUGUUAAGCUGGUAAGUUGAAAAAAUCUUUUAAAAAAAUUUUAACUUUGUUUUUUAGGCUUGUGAAUCGCGCUGGAAUUCCAAGAAAAUGA
Caenorhabditis angaria is the source of this 2123-nucleotide messenger RNA. The record is from the annotation of a GenBank genome assembly. Lineage: Eukaryota; Metazoa; Nematoda; Chromadorea; Rhabditida; Rhabditidae.